Molecule: messenger RNA, 675 nt
Organism: Salvia splendens (bonfire salvia)
Lineage: Eukaryota; Viridiplantae; Streptophyta; Magnoliopsida; Lamiales; Lamiaceae
Product: leucine-rich repeat extensin-like protein 5
Exons: 1
Coding region: 1-675 (224 amino acids)
Source: RefSeq, a predicted model, not a curated record
AUGUUAAUCAAGCAAAUUCCAGCUUCAUCCUCAUCCUCAGAUGUCGGUGCCGAGAGUGGCGACCGAGAAACCUCGAUCCAAGCCCAUACUGAAAACCCUAAUCCUUCUACUCCAAUCACCCCUUCACCACAAACCAGCGCCGCCGCUCCACCUCCAGCGGUAGAUGAAGAAACCCUGCGGCGCCUCGAUAAAAUCCUCCGAAGUAUACCCUCCGAGCUGGACGAUGCAGCCGCCUACGCCGUACUCAAAGCUAAACUUGGGAUUUCCCGGUCUAAAGGUCCUACUUCACCUUCUGAAAUAAAAAUCCUUCCUAGCUCUCCUAUAUCACCUUCACCAACUACCAUCCAACCUUCCCCACCGUCUCUUCCCAAAACCACAUCUACCGCCCAACCUCCACCUACAUUCCCCAUUCCUAGCUCUCCUACAUCACCUCCACCUUCAUCCCCCAUCCAGCAAAUGCAAACCAGUGAGGAUACCUCUGACAAGGAAGGUUGGGGGGAGAAUUAUGGGCAGCCAUUUGCUAUUCCGUCGCCAGGAAGCAGUGGCGCCUCUACUUCGAUCCAUGAGCCGCAAUUGACUAAGGGCAGCGAUGUUAACGACGAGGAAGUAGAGGACUUACGCCCAUUGUUCGACUAUGGGGAGGCGGAGAGAGAGGAGGGACCACCACUCCGUUAG